Molecule: messenger RNA, 578 nt
Organism: Acomys russatus (golden spiny mouse)
Lineage: Eukaryota; Metazoa; Chordata; Mammalia; Rodentia; Muridae
Exons: 2
Source: RefSeq, a predicted model, not a curated record
CAGGUCCUUCCCGUGACCGAUGGCCUGAUCCUGAAAUCAGGGUCUUCCUGCAGGAGUGGGAAAGAGUUGAGCAGGAAGUUGGCCACCCAGGUGGAAAGAUCCACAAGAAGACCAGACUGAUUUGCCAGCGCCUCGGUCAGCGGGGCCUGAGGAAGAGAUAGACAAGCUGUUUAAACCUGCUGCUCACCAGGCAGAAUUUGCUCAAGACUCUCUGUAACGAGAGACCAGGAAUCGAACCCUUGUUCUCUCCUUAUGCAGAGACCAUGUACAGGAUCCUGGGCCCCAGGGACCCAAGAAGCCAAGUGCCAGAUCCUCCGUAUGAUGGGGCUGGUAACCUCCAGUUUCCAAUGUACACUCAACAUCCCAUUGCGGUCCUGCCUCCCGAGUACCAGCCUUGUGGUUACGGCAUCCCAGCACCUUCUGAAGAGCCUGAAUGGAACCCGCCACCGAUGAUGUCCACGGAGGACUCACUGGUUCCCAGAUGGGAUCCUUGGGGCCCCCACUAUCCACUGAUGGUUCCACCCCUACUUCCUGCCUCUGUCCCUGCAACACCACCCUCCAGCCAUGGUCAAAUCUGA